This is a messenger RNA of Durio zibethinus, 1764 nucleotides long. Its product is annotated as cell division control protein 2 homolog A-like. Gene Ontology annotation, cellular component: nucleus; cytoplasm; cyclin-dependent protein kinase holoenzyme complex. Gene Ontology annotation, molecular function: cyclin-dependent protein serine/threonine kinase activity; cyclin binding; ATP binding. Gene Ontology annotation, biological process: G1/S transition of mitotic cell cycle; signal transduction; regulation of meiotic cell cycle. NCBI's taxonomy places the organism in Eukaryota, Viridiplantae, Streptophyta, Magnoliopsida, Malvales, Malvaceae. The record is from RefSeq and is a predicted model, not a curated record.
AUACGUUGAUAUGUUAAACAAAUUGUUGGGAAGAAAAAUUAGAGGCGAGAAGUGAAAAUGGGUGUCGGCUUUAGGGUUGAUGUUGAGCAACAAGUCUUAAAAUAGAAAUAGAAAUAGCAGUAGUCUUGCUCGCCUCGACUGAGUGACUGACUCUGAAUCAAAUCCCUUUUUCAUUUGAGGUUUUCAAGCAUUAGAAUGAUUGCUGAUUAAUCGGGUUUUCUUUUCUGCUUAUUUAUUUCUGCAACUUUUACUAUGAUGCUUCUCUUCUACUGGAGCUGCAGACCCUACAAUUUCGUGUGCGAUGGGCCACAUGGACCAGUACGAGAAAGUUGAGAAGAUUGGUGAAGGAACCUAUGGCGUUGUUUAUAAGGCUCGCGACCGCAUCACCAAUGAAACAAUCGCUUUGAAGAAGAUUCGCUUGGAGCAGGAAGACGAAGGUGUACCUAGCACUGCCAUCAGAGAAAUUUCUCUCUUGAAAGAAAUGCAACAUGGAAAUAUCGUUAGGUUGCAGGAUGUAGUGCAUAGUGAGAAGCGCUUGUAUUUGGUUUUCGAAUAUCUGGACUUGGAUUUGAAGAAGCACAUGGAUUCAUGCCCAGAAUUUGGGAAAGAUCCACGAAUGAUAAAAACAUUCCUUUAUCAAAUUCUUCGUGGCAUUGCUUAUUGUCAUUCUCAUAGGGUACUUCACCGAGAUCUAAAACCACAAAAUUUGCUGAUAGAUCGCAGUACCAAUGCACUAAAGCUUGCUGAUUUUGGGCUGGCCCGAGCAUUUGGUAUUCCUGUCAGAACAUUUACACAUGAGGUGGUUACCCUGUGGUACAGGGCACCAGAAAUACUGCUUGGAUCCCGCCAUUACUCUACUCCAGUUGAUGUGUGGUCAGUGGGCUGUAUAUUUGCUGAGAUGGUAAACCAGCGGCCUUUAUUUCCUGGGGAUUCUGAGAUUGAUGAACUGUUCAAGAUCUUCAGAAUUUUGGGUACUCCAAAUGAGGAUACGUGGCCUGGAGUGAUUUCAUUGCCUGAUUUUAAGUCUGCUUUUCCAAAGUGGCCGCCUAAGGAUUUGGCAACUGUUGUUCCCAAUCUUGAAUCAGCUGGCAUUGACCUCCUCUCUAAAAUGCUGCGCAUGGAUCCCAGCAAAAGAAUUACAGCAAGAAGUGCGCUUGAGCAUGAAUACUUCAAGGAUAUUGGGUUUGUACCCUAAUACCUUCUUUCCAUGUUCCUAAAAAGUGUGUGUAAAUUUGUAGAAUUUUGUGGGUUUUGAUUGUGAGAAAUACAUGUGGUCUAUUAUAUUUUUCUUUUGUUUUUGCUCAUUACAAAUUUUUUGUUUUCCUCUUUCAAUUUCCGAGGACCAAAUUUACAUUAAAUAGAACUGGUUUUGUUGCAGUCACCUUGGAAUCGUCUAGCAAUAUCAUAUGGUCGUAGUAUCUCUUUCCAAUGUCUGUCUUGUGUGUUUGUUUGCCUCAUAAGGUAGUGAAUCCCAUGGCUUUGAUUUUGCUUUUCGUAAAACACAUUUCACGUACCAUCCUCAUUUAGUUUAGUUAAAAAGAAUGGUAUAUCUGUGGCUUGAGUGGGAAUUCAGUUUCAUAUGAAUGGCACUAAAACCAUGUGUGAAUAAUCUACUUUUGGAUGUUAUUAUGGGUGCUAUCCUAUCCUUUAUUUAGCCGUAUGGAAUGCUAGGCCAAUUUAGCAUAAUAGUAAUAAUGAUGUUUGGGCGAAAACAAGAGAUGGGAUGAAUGCAUUGCUGUUACUGGUGCGAGCUGUGAGGUUUAU